UCCCGGCCUUUUUGUCCGGACGCGGCGGGAGCGCGCUCAGCGCGUGCGUACGCGGCGGUGGUUGGCGGCGAGCUACCUGUGCGAAGUGAGGCGAGGCGGCUCCGGACCCACGGACCGACAGACCGAGCGGCCCCUUCGGCCGUCGGCGGCCAGGCGGCCAGAGAUGUUAUCUGGGAAGAAGGCCGCGGCGGCGGCGGCGGCGGCAGCGGCGGCGGCGGCCGGGACUGAGGCCGGCCCCGGGGCAGCGGGCGGCGCGGAGAACGGCUCCGAGGUGGCCGCGCCGCCCGCGGGCCUCUCGGGCCCUGCCGAGGCCGGGCCGGGGGUGGCCGGGGAGCGUACUCCCCGCAAGAAAGAGCCUCCGCGGGCCUCGCCUCCCGGGGGACUGGCCGAACCGCCGGGGUCCGCCGGGCCUACCGUCGUGCCUGGAUCUGCGACCCCCAUGGAAACGGGAAUCGCGGAGACUCCGGAGGGGCGACGGACCAGCCGGCGCAAGCGAGCGAAGGUAGAGUACAGAGAGAUGGAUGAAAGCUUGGCCAACCUCUCAGAAGAUGAGUAUUAUUCAGAAGAAGAGAGAAAUGCUAAGGCGGAGAAAGAAAAGAAGCUUCCCCCCCCACCCCCUCAAGCCCCACCUGAGGAAGAAAAUGAAAGCGAGCCUGAAGAACCAUCUGGGCAAGCAGGAGGACUUCAAGACGACAGUUCUGGAGGGUAUGGAGACGGCCAAGCAUCAGGUGUGGAGGGUGCAGCUUUCCAGAGUAGACUUCCUCAUGACCGGAUGACUUCUCAAGAAGCAGCUUGUUUUCCAGAUAUCAUCAGUGGACCGCAGCAGACCCAGAAGGUUUUUCUGUUCAUUAGAAACCGCACAUUGCAGUUGUGGUUGGAUAAUCCAAAGAUUCAGCUGACCUUUGAGGCUACUCUCCAACAGUUAGAAGCGCCUUACAACAGUGAUACUGUGCUUGUCCACCGAGUUCACAGUUAUUUAGAGCGUCACGGUCUGAUCAACUUCGGCAUCUAUAAGCGGAUAAAACCCCUACCAACUAAGAAGACAGGAAAGGUAAUUAUUAUAGGCUCUGGGGUCUCAGGCUUGGCAGCAGCUCGUCAAUUACAAAGUUUUGGGAUGGAUGUCACGCUUCUGGAAGCCAGGGAUCGAGUGGGUGGACGAGUUGCUACGUUUCGCAAAGGAAACUAUGUAGCUGAUCUUGGAGCUAUGGUAGUGACAGGUCUUGGAGGGAAUCCCAUGGCUGUGGUCAGCAAACAAGUAAAUAUGGAAUUGGCCAAGAUCAAGCAAAAAUGCCCACUUUAUGAAGCCAAUGGACAAGCUGACACUGUCAAGGUUCCUAAAGAGAAAGAUGAAAUGGUAGAACAAGAGUUUAACCGGUUGCUAGAAGCUACAUCUUACCUUAGUCAUCAGCUAGACUUCAAUGUUCUCAAUAAUAAGCCUGUGUCCCUCGGCCAGGCGUUGGAAGUCGUCAUUCAAUUACAAGAAAAGCAUGUCAAAGAUGAGCAGAUUGAACAUUGGAAGAAGAUAGUGAAGACUCAGGAGGAGUUGAAAGAACUUCUUAAUAAGAUGGUAAAUUUGAAAGAGAAAAUUAAAGAGCUCCAUCAGCAAUACAAAGAAGCGUCUGAGGUCAAGCCACCCCGAGAUAUCACUGCCGAGUUCUUAGUGAAAAGCAAACACAGGGAUCUGACUGCCCUCUGCAAGGAAUACGAUGAAUUAGCCGAAACACAAGGAAAGCUAGAAGAAAAACUUCAAGAAUUGGAAGCCAAUCCCCCAAGUGACGUGUAUCUCUCAUCAAGAGACCGACAAAUACUUGAUUGGCAUUUUGCAAAUCUUGAAUUUGCUAAUGCCACACCUCUGUCUACACUCUCCCUUAAACAUUGGGAUCAGGAUGACGACUUCGAGUUUACUGGCAGCCACCUGACCGUGAGGAACGGCUACUCGUGUGUGCCCGUGGCGUUAGCAGAAGGCCUGGACAUUAAACUGAACACGGCGGUGCGGCAGGUCCGCUACACAGCCUCAGGAUGUGAAGUGAUAGCUGUGAAUACUCGCUCCACGAGCCAGACCUUUAUUUACAAGUGCGAUGCAGUGCUCUGCACGCUGCCCUUGGGGGUGCUGAAGCAGCAGCCGCCGGCCGUGCAGUUCGUGCCGCCGCUUCCUGAGUGGAAAACGUCCGCGGUGCAAAGGAUGGGAUUUGGCAACCUUAACAAGGUGGUACUGUGUUUUGACCGUGUGUUCUGGGAUCCAAGUGUCAAUUUGUUUGGGCAUGUCGGCAGUACGACUGCCAGCCGGGGUGAGCUCUUCCUCUUCUGGAACCUUUAUAAAGCUCCAAUACUAUUGGCACUAGUGGCAGGAGAAGCUGCCGGCAUCAUGGAAAACAUAAGCGAUGAUGUGAUUGUCGGCCGAUGCCUGGCCAUCCUCAAAGGGAUUUUUGGUAGCAGUGCGGUGCCCCAGCCCAAGGAGACUGUGGUAUCUCGCUGGCGUGCUGAUCCCUGGGCCCGGGGCUCCUAUUCAUAUGUAGCUGCGGGAUCCUCUGGAAAUGACUAUGAUUUAAUGGCUCAGCCAAUCACUCCUGGCCCCUCAAUUCCAGGUGCUCCACAGCCAAUUCCACGACUCUUCUUUGCUGGAGAACAUACAAUCCGUAACUACCCAGCCACCGUCCAUGGCGCUCUGCUGAGUGGGCUGCGAGAAGCAGGAAGGAUUGCAGACCAGUUCCUGGGGGCCAUGUACACCCUGCCUCGCCAGGCCACACCAGGCGUCCCUGCACAGCAGUCCCCAAGCAUGUGAGACUGAUGGGUUCUGAGGGAAGCAGACGACGUGCAGGUCUUUUGCUGUGUAAGCAAAGCUCUCGUAGCAAUACUGGAUCCCACUGAGAAACUCACUCUGGCAUCUGGGCUCCAAUCAGCUGCUGGAACUCAUGAUGCCAGGUGGCCAAGGAGGUGGCCUCCUUUGAGUGACUUAGAGCUAGAGAGGCAGUUAUCCGUUAGUGUGGAAGUCGGUAUUCUUCCUAAAGACUGAGGUAAGCAAGCGUCGUGAGAGGACAUCUUAGCCUCUUGGUGUGUGGUGGUUUUUUUAUAUUUUAAAAAUAAAGCUUCAUAUAAAAUUCUUUUGUUGUUGUUUCCCCUUUAGAUUUAUAUGACGGGUACUGUGCCUUUGGAAAUGCCCGCUUUAUCCGUGUUUAAUAAAGUAUAAGGAUAUUUCUAGAAAGGCGGAAACUGGUUUGGUCAGGUCUGAAGAUGGGGUUGAGGGGGAACCCUACAGAAGCAGUGGGCUUCCUGAUCAGUGGAACUAGAGAGUUCCCCAUCGGGACUGUGGGGUGAGUGUACACCAGGAGUGUGAAGCUACAGGUCAAGCAUAUGGGUAUUAGAGGAGACUUUGAAUUUCUACGGUAAAACAAGGCACAGAGUUUGGGUGGGUCUCUGGCAGACCACUCAGGCUUUACUCCCCAGGUUCCCUCCAUGGGUGUGUGCUAACUUCCCACUUUUGUCCAACGUACUGGUAUAAAAGUUUUAGGAAGUGUUCCGUAAGAAAAUCAAGGGUUUGGGUGACUGAGCUGUUAUGUCAGUUUCCUGCUGCUGACAGAUUACCACAGUAGGCUCUGAGGGGCGAUUCCUCCCCCUUGCCUUUUAAGCUUCUAGUGGCUGUAUUUCUUGGCUUGUGGCCCCUUCCUCCAUCUACUCCAAUCUAUCUCUGCUUUUCUUGUUCUGUAGUCCUGUCUCCCUCGUACAGGGAUACUUGUGAUUUCAUUUAAGGCCCACCCAGAUCAUCUCCCCAUUUCAAAAUCUUUACUCAUGUCUGCCAAGUCCCUUUUGCCGUAUAAGGUAAAAACAUUUUUACAAGAAGGGAACAGUAACUGUUCUUCUCAAAGGCUCCUAAUAGACAGUGUUACUAUAAAUGCACGUAUAUAAUCUGUUUGCUUUUACUCGUGUUAGUCAAUUCAAGAUUUUCGGGACGUUAUGUUGGUGGGGUAAUGGUAAGAUGAUAAAGAUGGAGAGGACUUUUCCCUAGUCUUCGAGUAACAGCAGUGGGGGAGAUCUGCACACCAGGAUCAGGGCGAGUGGUGUAAAGGUAAGAACAGCAUGCAGUGGCAAGUACUGCUAUGACCUGUAUUUGAAUCCCAGCUCUGCCAUUCAUACUGUUACCUCAGGUGGGUGACCCAGCGUUAGGUGCUUUAAAACAUUGUUUAAAUAAAUGGCUUGGACACCUUGA
Ailuropoda melanoleuca (giant panda) is the source of this 4204-nucleotide messenger RNA. It is a transcript of the gene KDM1A, whose product is annotated as lysine demethylase 1A. The transcript has 21 exons. Gene Ontology annotation, molecular function: oxidoreductase activity; transcription factor binding; flavin adenine dinucleotide binding. Gene Ontology annotation, cellular component: nucleus. Bases 164 to 2782 code for a protein of 872 amino acids. Lineage: Eukaryota; Metazoa; Chordata; Mammalia; Carnivora; Ursidae. Gene Ontology annotation, biological process: chromatin remodeling; regulation of DNA-templated transcription. The record is from RefSeq and is a predicted model, not a curated record.